This is a messenger RNA of Benincasa hispida (wax gourd), 2171 nucleotides long. RefSeq names its product Rho GTPase-activating protein. NCBI's taxonomy places the organism in Eukaryota, Viridiplantae, Streptophyta, Magnoliopsida, Cucurbitales, Cucurbitaceae. The record is from RefSeq and is a predicted model, not a curated record.
GAGGCCAACAAGGCCCAGCAAACUCGAACUCAUCCAAUCGUCUCUUUCCCUCGAUCAAAAUUCCCUUUUCCCUCUUCUGUUCCAGGCACUCAAAAUUUCGGAGAAAAUUUCUCUCCCGCUAAACUUUCUCUCUCUUCUCUAUUUCGAAUUUCCUCUCAACAUCUUAUGUGAGUUCAUUUUCACGUUACUCUUGAUGGAUCUGUAGAUCAACAUCUUAUGUUCCCGUUUCAGAACUCUUUCUUUUGGUACUGAUUGCUGAUUCUUUUGCUGCUUUUGAUUGCAUUCUGGGGUUUUCUUUUCAAGAAUUAACCUUCCCGGACCAUAUUAUUCUCUUUUGUUCAUCCUUAUGGCUUACUAUGAAGCUCCCUCGUUCUCUCUCGGCCUUGAUUUGGAUUUGGAUUUCGAGCCCCAAAUUCCUUUGCCGGAUUGCGCUACUCAGAAACCAUCUUCGGGCUGUUCGGAGGGUAUCAAUGCUUCGUCGAAAGAGGACGAUGGUGGCUUGGUGGGAACAGGGGUUGCGGACUCGCCUAGAAAAUUUAAGCGGCUCAAACGUGGGCCAGCUCGAUGUUCUUCGUUAUCCAAGAAUAGCGAAUCAUCACCUUUGUUAUCUGUAGUCGAUGAUGACAUCGAAGAGUUUUCAUCCCCAGAAGAUUGUCCCAGAGUUUCAACAGACCAUCAUCCAUCCUCACUCUUCCAAUCUGUCUGCAGUAGUUCAAAGGCUCCUUUACAUGGGAUCUUCACUCCUCCCACUUCCAGCCAGCUGAAGGCAAGAAAAGACGAACAGACUGUAGACGCCCCAACUUCUGUUGGUUUGGAAAAGCAAAAUAAGUCAUUAUUUUCUAAUUUAACCAUUAGUCCUCUUCGAAAGUUCCAGUUACUUGAAUCUGAUUCAGAUGAGCCCUCUAGCUGUGACAAUCAAAGCAGAAAAGGGCCCAAAGUAGCUUCAUCUUUAAACAAGCAAAAGUCUACAUUUGGUCUCUCUGCAACAGUGGAUGUGAAAAAGAAAAGUUUGACUGCGAGUAUUACUGAAAAAGAGGAUCUAUGGAAAGAUUUUUGUCAAACGAGAAGUGUUCAUUUGCCAACACCAGCCUUUGAUGAAGUCUGUAAGGAAUUUUCACAGUUAAAGCAGCAUAAUAAAGCCGCUACUGAAUUAGGAAGUAGUGCUCAUAUUAGCUACAUGGAUAAUCGCACCAUCAAUAGUAGCUGCUCAAAUGAAAUGAUGUAUAAGCCCGGCUGUCCUGCUCAUGACUAUUUUUUUCAUGAUGAUCCAAGGAUUCAAAAAUUAGUUCGCAGUCGCUUACCAUACUUUUUCCCAUUGGGAGUUGACGGCAGCAGAGGAUCGGUGAUUGAUUAUAUGAGACAAUUUAGCAAUGGAGAGGCUUCAACUAGCCGACCUUCACAGGUUAACAUGGAGAUAAGUUCAAAAAGAUCAACAAGUAUAUCAAAAGGAUUUAGGAACAUCGUGUCCAAAUGUCGGCCCAAUGAGAAAGCUGUCUCACCAUUAAGCAGUAGAAGAGCGCCCAAAAGGGCAGCAACUCAAAAAAAUAAAAUUGGUAGCAGUUCUAGAAAUGUCAAAAGUAAACAAAGGGCGUCAAACUGUGAACUCCUAGAGGAUUCUGGAAACUGGAUUGAUCCAAAGGGCUCUUUUAGCCUUCCUAGAGACGCUGGGAAAAGAAGGGUCCAUGCAGGUGGGCAAUCAGCUGGUCACUGGUAUACAUCCCCUGAAGGGAAGAAGGUAUACGUCACUAAAAGUGGGGAGGAGUUGACCGGCCGAAUGGCAUAUAGAUUUUACAAAAAGGAUACUGGAGGCUUUAGGAAGUCAAAAAAGAAAGGAGCUACCAAGAAGAAGAAAUGAUUUUGGAUGGGCAUGGGAGGCAAAACCGUACAAACGAUCUUAACCCAAGUGAUUUGUAACAUCUAUGACUAUCUAAGUGCUUAAAAAAGCGUUCUAACGCACUUUUAAAGUCAUUCCCAAUAGGCAUUUUUCACCGUUGCAAUUACCAUUUUUUUUUUAAAGAUCCAUUGCAAUUACCAUUAGUUGUUUUGUUAACAUCAUUGUUCAUAGUAUACUUGUAACAACUCUUCAAUCUUAUACCAACUAAUCUGCCAGAGAACAUUGCAGAUUGUUUUCUUGAUUUUUUGACAUCAUGCAUCUGAAAGUUGAGUGUAAA